This is a messenger RNA of Drosophila persimilis, 1969 nucleotides long. RefSeq names its product pre-mRNA-splicing regulator female-lethal(2)D (gene fl(2)d). The transcript is spliced from 4 exons. The record is from RefSeq and is a predicted model, not a curated record. Bases 226 to 1908 code for a protein of 560 amino acids. Gene Ontology annotation, cellular component: nucleus. Gene Ontology annotation, biological process: regulation of alternative mRNA splicing, via spliceosome. Lineage: Eukaryota; Metazoa; Arthropoda; Insecta; Diptera; Drosophilidae.
CCACCACGUAAUCAAUAAUUCAACGUUGCAAGUACGUGAAAAGUACGUGUUUUUGGCAUCUGUAAGUGGGCAACGAAAUUCUCUCGCUCUUGCCUCCGCGUCGCCAUUGGUGUGUACGCAUUGGCAGUGUGGUGCAUCCGUGUGUAAUUUUUUCUGCCCCAUAUGCAAAACAACGCUGGCAAAGGACCCCCAACACGAACAGCAAGAGCCUUUUGAAACCGAGUUAUGAGUGUCGCUGCAAUGACUAUGGACGAUCAGAGACCGCUGAUGAACAGUUACGACAAAAUGUCGACAGCCAAAUACGAGCAAAACAUAAACCUUAUAAGCAGUGGCGCCAGCAGUGGCAUCAGCGCGGGAGGUGUUGGUGGAGGGGGCGUGCCGCCCUCUGGCCCGGCAUCGCCCACACCCUCCGGGUCCGAGGAGUCGCACCACCAUCCGCAUCAUCCGCACCACUCGCACCACCACCAGCACCAUACCCCCAACCAGGAGCAACAGCGCCAACAACUGCAGCAGCAAGAACAACAGCAUGCCGCUGUUGCAGAGGCUGUUGCAGCCGCCGAACAGCGCCAGCGUCUGCUCGAAGAUGAGAUCGAAACCCUCAAGCUGGAGCAGGUACGCAUGGGGCAGAUCUGUGCCGAUGCCCAGCGUCGCGAGAAGAUCCUUAUGCGGCGGCUGGCCAACAAGGAGCAGGAGUUUCAGGACUAUGUGAGCCAAAUUGCCGAGUACAAGGCACAGCAGGCACCGACAGCCCUGGCGUUGCGCACCGCUCUUUUGGAUCCGGCUGUCAAUCUGCUCUUUGAGCGACUCAAAAAAGAGCUAAAGGCCACAAAGACCAAGCUGGAGGAGACCCAGAACGAGCUGUCUGCAUGGAAAUUUACGCCGGACUCCAACACAGGCAAGCGGCUGAUGGCCAAGUGCCGCCUGCUCUACCAGGAGAACGAGGAACUGGGCAAGAUGACAUCGAACGGAAGGCUAGCAAAGCUAGAGACUGAACUGGCCAUGCAGAAGAGCUUCAGCGAGGAGGUUAAGAAAUCGCAAUCGGAGCUGGAUGACUUUCUGCAAGAGCUCGACGAGGAUGUGGAGGGCAUGCAGAGCACCAUAUUGUUUCUGCAGCAGGAACUGAAGACCACACGCGAUCGCAUACAAACGCUGGAGAAAGACAAUGCUCAGCUGAAGCAGGCUCACACGAAGGACGAUACCGUCGCGAUGGCACCACCCACCACCAACGGCACCAACAAGAUGUCGCCGCCACAGACGCCGACUCCCUCGACGAUAGGAAAACUAGAGCCGAUCGACGAGAACGUCGCACUAGAGAGCAAAGCCGCACAUCCCGACUAUUUGAACGGAGAUACCAGGAGCGUUAAUAACAACGAACAAAUUUUGCCCAGCUCUGUUCCCGGAGAGCAUAUUCUGCCCGAUGAUGUGAACAACAGCAAUAGCAACGGUAAUGGGAAUGGAAAUUCCGCGCGAUUGGCACGCAAGAGGAACUACGAAGAGGAGACGACCACGAACAUGGUCACACCGACCCCGACCCCUGUGAGCUACAGUGUGGAGGAAAUGACCACGGUGAGGGAAGUAAGUACACCCAGAAUACUGCCGCCCAAGAAGUCCAAGCUGCGAGGCAUGCCGACGCGACGAAGCUCCCAGUUGGAGGAAGAACUACAUGCAGCAGCGACGGUAGCAGCUACGGUGGCAACGCCACUGAUCCUCGAUAAUUCUGCUACUGGAAUGGUCAGCGAAGAGGCGACGGCUGUUGCACAGCCAACAUUAGCGAGCGUGGAAUCUGGAGCAGUAUGCCCCGAGUCUACUGAAGCGGGAGUAGUGGCGGGGCCUGCCCGCAUCUCGACGCGACGUCGCUCCGUGCGUAUGCAGCAGAACGGUGCCGGACCCUUGGACUACUCGACCUAAGCGGAAUAGGGUCUUUUUCAAAAGGGUCGCGCGCACUUUAUGAUUUUUUUUGUCAUAUUAA